AUGUUAAAGUGGGUUCAAUCAGGUCUUUCUGCUGUAGCAGGUACCGCCGAACCAGAAUAUGGUAGAGAAGCCAUCUAUACCGUUGCUGAUUCCAUCAAUCAAGAACAAUUACCAAUAUAUAGAGAAACUACCAUUGAUGAUUUCAAUUGGCAAUCUCCAAGUUAUACUAAUGUUGAAACUCAAACUUUUUAUUUCACUGAUUUAGCUAAUGGAUUAGUUGGAUUCCUUCAAGUUAUUCAUUCUAAUGUUAUGGGUGUUCAUACAACUGCUCAAUUCACUUGUAGAAUAUUUAAUACUAAAGAUCCAAGUCAAAAUAUUUGGCAUUCAACAAAAUUAGAUAAUUUUGAAAUUAAACAAUCAAAUUUUUAUGCUGAUAAUUUUAAAAUUGAAUUCGAUGAAAAUAAUCAACAAAUUAUAAUUGAUUCAACCGUUAAUGAAGAUUUAAUUGUUGAUUUUAAAAUUUCAAAAUUAGCUCCUGGUAUAAUCUUUGGUAAAGAUGGUACAACUCUUUAUGGUGAUGAUAAAAAUGAACCUUGGGGUUCAAUGAGACAUUUAUUUUGGCCAAGAUGUAAAGUAGUAGGUAAUAUCGUUAAUAGUGAAACUAAAGAAGUUUUAGAUAUUAAUGGUUAUACAAUGUUUGUUAUGGCUUUACAAGGUAUGAAACCUCAUCAUGCUGCUAAAGCUUGGAAUUUUAUGAAUUUCCAUUCUGAAAAUUAUUCAGCUGUAACUAUGGAAUUUACAACUCCUCCAUCUUAUGCUAAUACAAAAGUUAAUAUUGGAAUUAUUUCAACUAAUGAUAAAGUCCUUUAUGCCACUAUUAAUAACGAAGUGGUUCAUAAAGAUUCUGUUGUUGAUGAAAUUGGAUGGUCAAUUCCAAAAGCUAUUGAAUUCAAUUAUGUUAAAGAUAAGAAAUUCGAUUCAUCCACUCCACCAACUGUUACUGAAGAAGAAGUUGUUGAAGAAAUUUCCGGUGAUUUAACUACUUUAGUUGAAAGAGUUGAUGUUAUGGCUGAAAUUCCUCAAUUUGUUAAAAAUAUCGUCAGUGGAGUUGCAGGUACUAAACCUUAUAUUUAUCAAUAUUGUAAUGAAUUUAAUAUUACAAUUAAUGAAUCUAAUGAAACUAAUGAAGUUAAUGAAAAGGGUAUUGGUUUUACUGAAGUUACCUUCAUCUCAGAAUAG
Scheffersomyces coipomensis is the source of this 1179-nucleotide messenger RNA. It is a transcript of the gene SVF1, whose product is annotated as Svf1p. Gene Ontology annotation, cellular component: cytoplasm. The record is from RefSeq and is a predicted model, not a curated record. The transcript has 2 exons. Gene Ontology annotation, biological process: response to oxidative stress. Bases 1 to 1179 code for a protein of 392 amino acids. Lineage: Eukaryota; Fungi; Ascomycota; Pichiomycetes; Serinales; Debaryomycetaceae.